Telopea speciosissima is the source of this 1089-nucleotide messenger RNA. Its product is annotated as nicotinamidase 1. The record is from RefSeq and is a predicted model, not a curated record. Gene Ontology annotation, biological process: pyridine nucleotide salvage. Lineage: Eukaryota; Viridiplantae; Streptophyta; Magnoliopsida; Proteales; Proteaceae. Gene Ontology annotation, molecular function: nicotinamidase activity. The transcript has 5 exons. Bases 62 to 796 code for a protein of 244 amino acids.
CCAUUCCCAUCCUUUUUCUUCAUUUCUUCCUUGUUUUCAGAGUUGAAACGGGUUUCCAAAGAUGGAAUCGCAGACGUUGGAUAUGUUGAAGACCCAGCUUCCACUUGAGCAGGAUUCUCUGGUUUUGUCUGACGACGUGGUCACCGGUCUCGUUUUGGUGGACCUUGUCAAUGGCUUCUGCACCGUUGGAGGUGGGAAUCUGGCUCCAAGAGAUCCCGACACACAGAUAUCUGGAAUGGUAGAGGAGUCUGUGAGGCUUGCCAGAGUGUUCUGUGAGAAGAAAUGGCCUGUCCUGGCUUAUCUUGAUACUCAUCAUCCUGAUAAACCAGAGCAUCCAUAUCCUCCUCAUUGCCUAAUUGGAACAGAAGAAUCAAAUUUGGUUCCAGCUCUGCAAUGGUUGGAGAAGGAACAAAAUGUAACAAUUAGGCGCAAAGAGUGCAUUGAUGGGUUUAUCGGUUCAAUUGAAGAAGAUGGUUCAAAUGUCCUUAUAGAUUGGGUGGGAACUAAUGAAAUUAAAGUUAUAUUGGUAGUAGGAAUAUGCACAGAUAUCUGUGUGUUCGAUUUCGUGGCCUCCACAUUAUCUGCAAGAAAUCGUGGGUUUCUCUCCCCUCUCGAGGAUGUGGUGGUGUAUUCCCAUGGUUGUGCAACAUAUGAUCUUCCAGUGCAUGUUGCACAUAACAUGAAAGCUAUAGCCCAUCCACAGGAUCUAAUGCAUCAUGUUAGCCUAUACAUGGCCAAGGGUAGAGGAGCCAAGGUAGUGCAGGAAGUUUCAUUUGGUGCACUGAUGGUGCCAUGAUUCAGUACCUUGAAUAACUGUGGUUGCUCCUUGAUGUCCUUGCUUACAUACUGGAAGGGCUUGCCGUAAGAUUUGAAGAAACCAGAGAGAUGCAAUUUAGCAUGAAAUCUUGCACAGAAUGGAGCCUGUUGUUUAGUACCUAGUAAAAUUGCCAUACUUGAGUGUCAUCUGUUCCAGGUUUGGCUCAAACAUUUAAUGGAACAGACUAGUGUAUUAUACAAUUCACCUCUUUCAUGGAAUUGUUGUAUGCUAUUACCUUAUGAUCGAUGAUAUCUAGUUUUAAGUUUGUGUUA